Molecule: messenger RNA, 1122 nt
Organism: Knipowitschia caucasica
Lineage: Eukaryota; Metazoa; Chordata; Actinopteri; Gobiiformes; Gobiidae
Source: the annotation of a GenBank genome assembly
AUGUUCAACCCAAACGACCCGUGCCACCAUAAGCACCACAUUGACUCGAGCUACGGGCCUCUCAUCAGCGCCAUCAUGUUCGGCACGGGGAUAUUCGGAAACGUCGCCGCUCUGGUGAUCCUGGAGAUCCGAAGACGCCGGGAGAGCAAAGCGGCCGGCAACCGAAGACCUGCGCUUUUCCACAUCCUCAUCGUGGCUCUGGUUGUCACGGAUUUGACCGGGACUUGCUUGGUCAGCCCUCUGGUGCAGGUCGCGUACGCUAAAAACACUACUCUAGUCGGGAUGGCGCCGGAAAGUGAAUCGGCGUGUAAAUAUUUCGGUCUGAGUAUGACGUUUUUCAGCCUGGCUACUAUCUCUCUAUUAUUGACAAUGGCGUUCGAGAGGUGCCUAGCGAUUGGGUAUCCGUACCUCUACAGCCGAUACGUGACCCGAAAAUGCGCUUAUUUCACCAUUCCGACUGUAUUCCUGCUUAGCGCAUUGUUCUGCAUUUCCCCGUUUGCUAAUUUUGGGAGCUACGUCCAGUACUGUCCUGGAACGUGGUGUUUUAUCGACAUGAACCCCGAGUCGAAAAAGAAUCGCGUCUAUGCUAACCUCUACGCCACGGUGAUGCUAGUGCUGGUGCUGGCCAUAGUGGCGUGCAACCUGUUUGUGGUGUACCAGUUGUUCCGGAUGUAUCAGCGGCGCCGGAGGAAUGGCUCGGUCGUGGUCCACUUGCGGUCCAAAAGCGAGCGGAGGGCCCUGUCCAUGGCGGAGGAGGUAGAGCAUCUGAUCCUGCUGGUAUUCAUGACCAUCAUCUUCAUCAUCUGCACCAUGCCGCUAGUGAUACGCGUGUACAUGAAUUCUAUCGGCAAGCGCACCGAAUCUCACCCGGACGACCUGGUGGCCCUGCGUUUCAUCUCCAUCAACUCCAUCAUUGACCCCUGGGUGUUUAUCCUCCUCUCCCCCAGCGUCAUGCACUUCUGCUGGGCCUCGGUGUGCAGGGCUCCGCGGGGCACAGCCAGGGGGUCCAUCUUCAAACUGUCUCUGAGCAAACAGAACUCAGCGGUGCAGCAAGAACUCUCGCGACCCACGUUGGAGUUUACUGAGAACUGUAACAACCAGUCUGAGGCGGGAACCCUAUGA